AUGCUCGAAGCGGCAGCAACCGCACUUGCCAGCAUCGUCGUCCUUGGAACCGGCUUUGGACUGGGCGGCUUCCUCUACCACAAAUUCUACAAAUGGCUCGUCCUCUACAAAAUGGAGCGAGCCUUCAAACCCGGUGAUCCCGUGCUAGAGCUCGCAGCAAUCGGCAAGCAAAUUCCCACCUCCAUCGCCUCAACCCAAGGUCCGGACUCUGAAGAAGACCACUGGAUCCUACGAGACGAGCAAUCCAAAAUCGACGCUAUUGUCAACGGCACCGAUCGCGGACACUACCAUUUACUUAUUGGCGAAAAGGGAACUGGGAAAUCAAGCAUGCUCCUCGACGCCAUGCACAAGGUUAAUGGUGAAGGAGUAAGCAUGUUCGAAGCACAUGCCGACCUCGAAAUCUUCCGCAUCCGGCUUGGGAAAGCGCUAGAUUUCGAGUUUCACGAAGAUUACAUCGGCUCGUACUUCUCUGAGCGAGGUCCCAGAGACACCACUGCAUUGCUGGACAUCGAGCGCGCAUUCAACAAGCUCGAAAAAGUCGCCCUAAAACGACGUCGAACGGUGGGUCGACCCCUAAUCCUAAUAAUCAACUGUGUUCACCUCCUCCGCGACGACGACGACGGCCAAGAUCUGAUUGAACUUUUGCAACAACGGGCAGAGCAAUGGGCUGCCGCAAACCUCGUGACCAUGGUCUUCAACUCAGAUGAUUACUGGGUCUACGAGCGUCUCAAAAAGCUAGCUACACGCAUGGAAGUGACAUCCAUCACCGACCUGCCUCGGUCGCAAGCCAUCGCCGCCCUCUCAAAAUACCGACAAAAAUAUUUCCGCGAGGCUCCCAACCUGGACAUUCUCUCCGAAGUAUAUGAUCGUGUCGGCGGCCGUUUAACGUUUUUAAACAGAGUAGCGAAGUCACCUGAUAUGCUGAAGACGUGCGAUAAUAUCAUCGACGUGGAACGGCGCUGGUUCUUAAACCAGUGUUGGAUUCUAGGAAUGGAGAUGGACGACGAUGUCAUGGAUCAGCAGAAAUAUGCCUCCGCAGCAAUGGUCCUAGCCGCCGCCCUCGUAGCCGCUGAAUCCACCCAAUCCGCCUCUCACGACGACGGCUCGCACAACAUCCCCCAAAUCCCACUACACAUCGCACGCCAGAUCAUGACCCGAGCGGACUUCAUAAAAUCUUAUGACCACAUAAACCUCUUCACAAUAACCUCCACAGCAUUCGUGCGCGCCGACAGCGUCCCGAUGCAGCGCGCUUUCCGCUCCAUCUGUAAUGAACCAGGGUUCGAUGAGCAUCUAGAGAAGACAUUGCAAAGGAUUGGGGAUAUUGAGAGUUUAGGGAGGACGAGGGAGGUUGUUGCUAAGGAUUUGGUGCUUGGUGGGAAGUACAAGAUCCUGUUGAAGGACGGGGAGAGGAGGGGAGAGAAGGUUACCGAGGUUGUGCUUGAGGAGAAGGAGAAAGAGGACGAUGAUUAA
Messenger RNA from Hyaloscypha bicolor E, 1470 nucleotides. RefSeq lists its product as uncharacterized. Bases 1 to 1470 code for a protein of 489 amino acids. The record is from RefSeq and is a predicted model, not a curated record. The transcript is spliced from 2 exons. Lineage: Eukaryota; Fungi; Ascomycota; Leotiomycetes; Helotiales; Hyaloscyphaceae.